Molecule: messenger RNA, 2509 nt
Organism: Hevea brasiliensis (rubber tree)
Lineage: Eukaryota; Viridiplantae; Streptophyta; Magnoliopsida; Malpighiales; Euphorbiaceae
Exons: 10
Coding region: 178-1824 (548 amino acids)
Molecular function (GO): catalytic activity
Source: RefSeq, a predicted model, not a curated record
AGUCAGAAUUGAUGGCUGGUGCACGAAGUCAGAGUUAAGAAAAGGCCGGCGCCGUAACGUGGUCGUGCACAUGGCGUUGCUACUCAGCCAUCGAUAAAUAAAAUAGGAAAAAUGUAUAGGGACAAAUUAACUCAUAAAUGCAGAAGCCACAGAAAAGCACCCAUUGAGGACUGAAACAUGGCAGCAAUGGCGGUCGAUUUCUGUCCUUUUCCAGUUGGAUUGGCACGUUUCUCGCUCCGUUUCGUGUUUGCACUCCUCUUUUCACUUUCUGUAGCCGGCUCCGCUCUCUGUUUCCCUUCCCGGAAAGAUCUCUUCUUUGAGUCGCCCAUUUCAACGCUACCAGAGCUAAGUAACGCAACCAUGGACAGUAAGAGGAGCAGCAAAUAUUUAGAGAAGAUUACUGAAGCUACUCAACUUAGAUACACAUUUAAGAUGCUAGAUGCCGACUUCUUCAAUGAUACUAAGGUGAUGGAGACUGCAGAGGGUGCGCUGGAGUUUAAUUUGCCUAUCAUAAAAUCUAACCGAAGAUUAGUGGCAUCUGAGAAUGGGGGACUACAUGGCCCAUCUUGUUUAGUUUUUAAUCCAGAGUGGACUCAGAAGCAUGUGGUCGAUGCAAGCAAAAGAUUUCAGCAUCCUGCUCUCUCUGGCAUCCUGAGGCCAAAAAGUGACGAAGAUAUUGCCUUCAUGAGUAUACUUGAAUUAGGAGAACUCAUUAGGACAAAACAAAUUACAUCUCAUGAGCUCGUGCAAAUCUUUCUGGAGAGAUUGAAGAGGUACGAUCCUGUUCUUGAAGCUGUGAUAACUUUUACUGAUGAAUUAGCUUAUAAGCAAGCAAGAGAAGUUGAUGAAUUGAUUGCCAAAGGAGUUUAUUUGGGUAUCUUACCUAUUUACUAUCAUCACAAUCUGAGAACUAGUGUCAUUUUCACCGUCAAAAUGAUUUUUUUUGAGGGCUUUGGAAAUUUUGAAAUAUUGCUUUUAACAGGACCUCUCCAUGGGAUUCCUUAUGGACUGAAGGAUAUUAUAGCAGUACCUGGAUACAAGACAACAUGGGGUUCAAGAAGUUUCAAAGAUCAAGUUCUUAACAUUGAAGCUUGGGUGUACAAGAGGUUUCAAACAUAUGUGAAAGUAUUUUUAUUGCAAUCAGAAUGCACAUUGAUUACAUUCUUUUUAUUUUACGCUAACUACAGGUUGAGGUCUGCAGGAGCAGUUCUUGUAGCAAAGCUUGUUUCUGGAUCACUGGCUUAUGAUGACAUCUGGUUUGGAGGUAGAACGAGAAACCCUUGGAACAUUGAGGAGUUUUCAACAGGUUCAUCGGCAGGGCCCGCUGCCGGCACCUCAGCUGUUUUGGCAACUAAGAAUUGGUUAUUCAAGAACAGGUAUGGUUCCGUUUGCAAUUGGUUCAGAAACAGCUGGCUCAAUCACAUUCCCUGCAUCUCGUUGUGGUGUGACGGCACUGCGUCCAACUUUUGGUGCCGUUGGUCGAACCGGUGUAAUGAGCAUAUCAGAAAGCAUGGUGAUAUCCUAAAUGAUUCUUUUCAUGGUACUUCUCCUUUCAUGGAUAGUGCACUGACUGUAGAAUCUCAAUCACAUUUGUUUAACAGGAUAAGCUUGGUGCUUUCUGCAGAAGCGCUGCAGAUUGUUCAGUCAUUCUUGAUGUUGUUCGGGGGAAGGAUCCAGAUGAUCUCUCAUCAAGAGACAUUGCUUUUGAUGAUCCAUUUUCCAUCGACAUUACGCAGCUUACGGUUGGAUAUAUGGAUGAUGCUGAAAUGGAGGUUGUUCAUGUGCUCAAGGCAAAAGGUGUUAAUAUGGUUCCUUUCAAAUUGAAUUACACUGUUGACUCUGUUUAAGGCAUAUUAAAUUUCACGAUGGACGUUGAAAUGUUGGCUCACUUUGAUGAGUGGCAACGCACUGGCCAGGAUAAUGUUUAUGAAGCUCAGGAUCAAUGGCCCACUGAGUUGCGUCGUUCACGUGUAAUUUCAGCAGUUGAUUAUGUGCAGGCACAAAGGGCACGGAGAAAAUUAAUUGAGGAAGUUAAAAACAGUUUCACAGUCGACGCAUUCAUUGGCAACGCAACUGACUGGGAAAAAGUUUGCUUGGGGAAUCUUGUAGGUCUGCCAGUAGUUGUUGUUCCAACUGGAUUUAAAAAUAUAUCUAAUCCACCUUCAAAGGAAAGUCGGAGGAGAACCACUAUGAACACUGGCAUUUAUGCUCGUCCUGACCAUGAUCACAUUGCUCUGGCAUUAGCAAUAGCUUACCAGUCAGUCACUGAUCACCAUAAGCAGCGCCCACCAAUAGACGAUCUUGGGCCAAAUGACAAGAUACCUGAUCCACCUAAAGUCGUUAUCCCUCCCAGAAGGUUGCAUCCAUAAAGUUUUCAAACCCCACAAUUUAUUGUAUUGUGAAGUUUACAUGAACUAAAGAAAACCUUAUCAAUUCCUAUACAUUGUUAUCUGCACAUACUUAAAACUUGGCUCAAAAUUAUCAGUAAAGGGUAUUUGAUUCCUUGUUA